Molecule: messenger RNA, 2082 nt
Organism: Acaromyces ingoldii
Lineage: Eukaryota; Fungi; Basidiomycota; Exobasidiomycetes; Exobasidiales; Cryptobasidiaceae
Exons: 1
Coding region: 1-2082 (693 amino acids)
Source: RefSeq, a predicted model, not a curated record
AUGUCCGCCACCUCGCAAGGCGAACAUCAGCAAUUCGGCGACAUUGACUACUCCAGCUCCGACCCUGCACUGCGAUACAUGCGCUCUGGCGUCCGACGCGGCACAGGUCCCCGGCCCAUGAUGCGCCCCGUCCGAAUCUUUCAUGCGGCUCCUUCGUGGGUGUAUGCCUUUCUGUUUCGCCUCUUCUCGCUCGUCUCUCUCUUGCUUGAGCGCACACUCUCCCAGCUCCACUCGCUCGUCCACCAGACGGCCCGCAUCGCCAAGCCGACCGUCGGCGAAGCGGACCAUGCGACGGCGUCCAAGCAGCAGAAGCAGAGGGCCUGGUGGAACGUGCGCAAGGGCAGCGCAAUCGUCCUCUGGUCCUCGCCCUCGUGCAUGUCCAGCGUCGCUGGCGAGCUCUCGACGUGGGACCUCGUCCACCGCCUCGCCCUUGCCCUCGCCUCGAUCGAGAAGCGCGCCGAGGGCGCAGGACGGGCGCCCUACACCGUCAUUGUCGUCGUGCCCUCUGCCCAGCGUGGCCUCGCCCCGCUCAUCUCCGACUGGGCAAAGACAAAGGCCGACAUUGAGAUGAUGCGCAAGGGGAACACUUCGCCGCCCUCGGGUCCCGCCACGUCGGCGCGCAGCAAGUCGGGCUGGUUCCUGCGCUUCCUGGGCGAGGCCGACGAUGCGAGCCCAGAGAGGAGCUCUGAGUCCCCAUUGUCGGCCGCUGUAGAUGUGGAACCACCAGCAGAGGAGAAAGGGAGGCCGCGGAGAGAAAGUGCUGCAUCGAGCAGCAACGCAAGCAGCAGCAGCAGCAGCGGGUCAAAGACGCCCAAGAAGCAGCGACGGCCCAGUGGGGGACGAUGGACCGCGUCGGACGUCGUGGGGCUUGGCAUGGACAUGCUCAAGGGCCUCCGGGUCGGCCAGGAUCUCUUUGACGAUGCCAACUUCGGUGGCGGCGGGUUCGGUGGCAGAGGAGACGCACGACAGAAUCAGAGGACAACAUCGAGAAUCGGCGCAGUGAUCCCCGUCGUGGCCGACACCUCGACUGCGGUAGGUCUGGCACACGCCCGCUCGACGAUCCAGGCCUACUGCACCUCACACGAUCUCCUUUUGCGCGGCCUCGUUGUUGUUCCAUUCGUCAUGGGCCCUCCGUCCCAGAGCAUUGCCGUGACACACGGUGACGAGGCAGCAGCAGCAGCCGGCGAUGCCGCCGCUGACGCCUCGGCAGGCACUUCUCCAUCGACGUCAAACCUGCCCACACCGAAAUUUGGGAGCAAUUGGAGCAGCCAACUUGCCUCGGGGCUCAGUCCAAUGACGAAGACAAGGACAACGGCGAGUUUGAGCAGAGCUUCAGUCCGGCGCACAAAACAGGCGCUCGACUCGGACGUCGUGGAGACGCUCAACAUGAUCAGUGCCCUCCUCCCUGCUCUCGUCAGCGACGGCGGCCGCGUCAUUGGCCUCAUGCCGACUCGCUGGAACGUCGUGCCCGACGAGAGUCUCGAGGGUGUGUCCGAUCAAUCAGGCACCCGAGAAGACGACGAAGUCUUGGACGCAGGAAUGGCCUACCAAGUGGCCCACAAUGCCCUCACGGCAAUGUGGCAGAGCAUCUCGGUCGAGCUCACGGCAAUGGGUCUUCGAUCUUGCCAAGUCCACAUGGCCCCAAUCCGCCGACGAUGUCGCAGAUCGAUCGACGUGCACAGCGAGCUCAAGCACGGCGAGGGCCUGACGGGCCACUUUGUCCGUUGGCUGGCAAAGCGCUUCGCAACGACGUGCUUUGCCCUGCUCCAUCCCACACUCGUCGAGGGAGACGCGAUGGCUCACCCCCUUGGAGACACAAAAGAGGACUCGUUUGACAAGACUCGGAAGCGGACACAGAAGGGGACCUUCUCGACUCUCUUUUCGACGCAGCCCCUCGAUAGCUCAACAUGCCCACCACUCCUCAUCGAUGCUAUCCGGUCGUCGCUCGUGAGGAGCUGCCCCAGGGAAAAGUACUGCGUGGGACUCGGUCCGAGGAUGCAGGAGGCCAUCCUCUACCUGACUCCGCCGGUCUUUAGGAACUUGGCAAGUCGCGUCGUGCUCAACCGCUUCCUGACCUCUUGA